CGGGAGAGUUUAUGUCUGGAACCAACCAGGAGGCAGCAGCCGGUAAUAGACUCUGCCUACCAGCCCCCAGGAGAAAAAUAGGGUAAGGAUUCUGCCCUGGGCGGGGGUGGGGGGGUGGGAAGCUCCCCCAGGGACACCCCUGAAGGGAAUGACGCAAUCCUGAUGUUGAGACACCUGUGCCUUGGGGCAUCCCCUGCAACUGAGCUAUAGGUACCAAUUGAUAGUCUUGCUCUCACCUGUGCAAAGUUUUUGUUCUAUUGCGCAUCUGGUUUCAAAUCCUAGGCUGAGUUGGGAACGGCUGUCUUACUCACCUUAUCAAUGAGCCCUUUGGGUUGCUUUUAAACCCGUGGCUUCAUGGUUGGGCCACGCCCCCCCCCCCAAAAAAACCCACCACUUUUCUUUUCUUUUACUCAAGCCUUUGAACUCAGAUGUCUUGGAGGAACUGCGAAAAAGACUCGCAGAAUCGAAAGUGGAGACUCUGUGUACUUUCCCUUUUCUGUUUAUUUUGCAACACAGGAAAAUCUUCAAUUAAAAACUUUUUUAAAAUGUCUUGGAAGAGCGGCAGUUUCCUAUAUAUAUAUAUAUAUAUAUAUAUAUAUAUAUAUAUAUAUAAAUAUAACAUUAUUUUUCUGUGAUCUAAAACAAACAAGGAAGGAAGGAAAAGGACAUAUAGAGUCAGCAAUUCCAAUUCAGAGAGUCUUUUUCAGAGUUUACAUUCGGUGUGAGACUCUGUUGCCAUAGACAUUGGGGGGGGGGGAGAGGGAGGGGAGAGGGUUGGGGGCUGGAAUAAUGGUCUUUUCAUUCUAUUGCAUAGUGUUUGUGCAGGGUUUUUGUGUCGGCGUCUCAUAGGUGAGAGAUUGGAGGGUCCAGAGCAUUCUAUGACAUUUGCUUCGAGGCUUGCUCGGGGAAAGCAAUGAAUAAAUAUAACAAACAAUAGCAAUCGAUAAUAGCCUUCGUUUUAAAUUUUUGUGUUUUGUGUUUUCCAUAUUUGUAAGACUUCUUUUUGUUUUGCGGAAAGCGGCGAAUAAAUAUCUUUUUUGAAAUGAUAAUAAUAAUAUUUAUUUGGUUUUUCAAAUUGCAGUUUUACAAUAACAUGCCCUACAUACAACAUAAAGAAUCUCCUGGACUUUUCUCCUCCCUUUUGUGGGUCCUACAGUUAAUCAUUUCCUCCGGCAUCUUUUAUAAUAAUCCAAAUCUUUUACAUCUCCAUUAUAUCCAAAAUUCACCAUUAAACUACAAGUGUUAUUCCAAUCCUACUAACAAUUUUAACUGUUUACAGUGGUUUAUAUAUAAUUUUUUUCCCAUUCUUUAUUAAAAUUUUGGUUUUCCUGAUUUCUGAUUCUUCCAGACAUUUUUUCCAUUUUAGCAUAAUCCAUCAACUUAAUCUGUUGUUCUUUUCUGGUCAGGACUUUAUCUCUGGGUCAAUAUGUAAAUGUAAUAAGUAUCAAUCCAAAGGACGAUAAGGGAUAAUCACCUCAAUUUUUGCCUCUGUUUUUAAACUUGCAUGGGCAACGGACAGCAAAGCCUAAUUAAAUCCAGGGAGAUUAUUUGAAGAGACAACCCAUUUUUUAAAUAGACAGGCAGAAUUCCUUACAAGAGUUGUGUUUUUAAAACUAGUUGGGGGGUUGCUUUUUGCCGUAACUGUUACAAUUAUUAAAAGCACAGGAGUCUUGUAUUACUUUUGGGGUCUCUGAGCUCAUGUUGUAUAAAUGUUAGCAGGUUGCAGGACCUGCAGUUGCUCUGUUGUGUAUGGUAAUUUUGACCCAAUACUUUAAAUUGUGUAUUCAGAUACGUUAUAAUGCACAAAACAUUAAUUAUGUCCAAGGCCUUCAGCACUUCACACACGGUGCCGUGCAGUGCUUUUUUUCUAAAAAAUGUUUAGGGGUACAGUGGUACCUUGGUCCUCAAACGCCUUGGUACUCAAACAACUUAGAACCCAAACACUGCAAACCCAGAAGUAAGUGCUCCAGUUUGCGAACAUUUUUCAGAAGCCAAACGUGCUCCGUUUUGAGUGUUACGCUUCUGAUUUGAGUGCCACACUUCUGUUUUGAGUGUUACACUGAGUGCUGUCUGUUUUUGCUAUUUUGCAUUUUUGUGGCUCUUUUUCUUUCUUUUUUUGUGACUGUGUGGAACCCAGUUCAGCUACUGACUGACUGACUGACUGAUUGAUUGAUUGAUUGACUGUGUGACUGAAGUACAGUGGUACCUUGGGUUAAGUACUUAAUUCAUUCCAGAGGUCCGUUCUUAACCUGAAACUGUUCUUAACCUGAAGCACCACUUUAGCUAAUGGGGCCUCCCACUGCUGCCGCGCCACCGGAGCACGAUUUCUGUUCUCAUCCUGAAGCAAAGUUCUUAACCUGAAGCACUAUUUCUGGGUUAGCGGAGUCUGUAACCUGAAGCGUAUGUAACCUGAAGCGUAUGUAACCCGAGGUACCACUGUACAUUGUUUACUGCUUUCAUUUUAUGAAUCAGUGGUCUCGUUAGAUAGUAAAAUUCAUGUUAAAUUGCUGUUUCAGGGUUUGUUUUUAAAAGUCUGGAACGGAUUAAUCUGUUUUGCAUUACUUUCUAUGGGAAAGCGUGCCUUGGUUUUGGAACGCUUUGGUUUUGGAACAAACUUCCGGAACGGAUUAAGUCUGCAAACCAAGGUACCACUGUACUCUCAUUUUCCCACUCAUAUUGAAAUACUGCCCCUCAAUGAGGCCAAACUUAGAUUCACAAAAUGUGUACCCCUGUGCCCCCCCCCAAAAAAGCACUGGUGCUGUGACUGCAGAAUGCAUGCAGAACAAAAUAAGAACAGGGAAAACAAGAGAAAACCUUUCUAUGCUGUCCUGAUCUGUUUUCUUUGCUUCCCCAAGGUCUCGUUCAGUCUCUGAAGACUUAAACCAUGGCGAAAGACAAGAAAAAGAAGGAGAAGAAGGAGAAGAAGGGGAAGAGGAAACAGCCCUUAGGACACAUGUCCAAAGAGCCUCGAGUUUAUUUUCCAGAAGCUCUGCUAGAGUAUCAGUAGGUAUUGUCGUUGCUUGUUGGCACCAACUGUCUUGAGAAGCAAAGGAGUAUGCCCCUUGGGCUGAAGUCGAACCACUAUUGUUAACAGCACCAAAGUGACCUCCCUGGGGCGCAAGCAGUGCCGGAUUUACGUAUAAGCUAAACAAGCUAUAGCUUAGGGCCCCACUCUCUUGGGGCCCCAAAAAAUUUAAAGGAAAAAAAAACCAGGACGUACAUUUUCAAAAUAUAAGAUAUAAAAUAAAACCUACAUACAGUGUCAGAUGGCAGUGGUGGUUGCUCGUGAGUAACCAGUCAGGACUCAGACCUGUCUUUUACAGAUUUUAUUUGGGUGCAAAACUAUUUACAGUGCAGAGCCACAAGUUCAUGUCUGCCUCAGUCACUAGCAGAAUCCAGGAGUGGUUGUUUCCAGGUCCUCCCCCAACAUAAGAGCUUCGUCGCCCCCAGCCUUUUCCUUUCUUCUUUGCGUUUUACACCUCUGCGCAGGGUGGGCGACGGAAGAGGCUUGGCCAGGAGUGGUGCUGAGGCUCCUAGCAGCAUCCUCUGGUCCUUUCCCUUCUUCCCCACUGGAGGUGUGGCUUUCCUCACCACAGGAAGAGGAACUGCUUCGCAAGAUUUUCAGAGGUUCCCUGUAACCCAACUGCUCCUCUGUUUCCCCACCCUGUUCCGAUGGCAGUACCCUGACAUCAAGCAACAGUGUUUUUUGUUGUGUAGGCUCCUAUGAUGUAAGCAAUGGGCCCCGCCUGCUAGCCUGCUCCCUAAAAUAUCACUGGUUUGCUCAUUUCUAUAUAUAGGGUGCCUACAUUCUGCAUGGACUGGUGCAUGGCAACAUGUGCAAAUGGCUUUAGAUACCUAUGACGUCCAUAAAUUACCAUAUAGCAUAUAUUCAACACAAAAAACAGUGACAAUUUGUUGUUGACAAAGGACAGCUGGACAUCUAAAGGGCCCCAUUACCUUCAGUAGCUUAGGGCCUCACCAAACCUAAAUCCGGCCCUGGGCACAAGCCUGGGCGGUGUGUAUGGAGAUUGUGGGCUGGCCAGAUGACAAGCCCUCUCUUGAUGUGGUCCAAAGGAAAGCAGAGCAAGACGUUUGGCACCAGCCGGGCUGCAGGAGUUGCUGGAAGAAGGCAUGCAAGGUGCCAUCCAACUGUCUUAGGGAUUCCACUCUGGAUUUGUGUAGGGUUUCCUCCUUAGCAGGGUGGGUUUGAUUUAAAUAAAAUCGAUUUAAAUCACGAUUUAAAUCACUAGUCGGUAACACUUGAUUUAAAUCAAUUUAUUUUUUUUAAUAGAAAGACUCAUUCUUGCUGGUCUAAUCUUAAUAUUUACAUCCAGAUGAAGGUUUCAUUUCUGGAAUAAUAAAUUUUCAGAGUAGUUUUUACAGUUAUAUUGAAAAUUGCUGAUUUGUUUGUUUUACUAUUAUACUGUCUAUGUGACAGAUAAUUAUGAAAUUAUGGUGAGGUUUAAUAAGUUAACUGUUGAUAUUUGGACAACUUUUCUGCUGUACUUUACUGGAAGGAGAAAAACAACCAUUUCCUUAAGAAUUUAUUUAACUAAAAUAAUAACAUUAUAGCAUGUGUAUCCAUGUUUGUUAACUGAUGUGGUUAAACAAUUUUUAAAAACCCUUUGAGUUUUAGCCCACAUGAAAAACUUAAAACAAAUCCUUCUUUCCUGAUGAAUAGCCUUUGGACCAUAAUGUAACUUAAAUAGAAAACUACCUUUAGAAAGAUUUCCUCCCUGAAAGCAUUUUAUUUUAAAAAUCCAAUUUAAAUAAAAAAAAACCCAAUUUAAAUAAAAAAAUUAUAUAUUAUAUAUUACACACACACACACACACACACGUAGGCAUCUCUUUGACCCUCAUCUCGACCCUUCUAGAGUAGUAGAAGCUGUUUACCUACUUACGCUAUUUAUUCAUAACCUGUCCUUUGAGAGGUUCAAGGCUGGCUUGCACGUCACUAAAAUCACAAGAAAACAAAUUAAAAGAAAAACAUGAAAACAAAGACACUGGAGUAGAACCCUGAGAUGGAAGAGCAGCAUAAAAGGUGCUAGAAGCUUGAGCACACCAGUUGUUGUUGUUGUUGUUGUUGUUGUUGUCGUCUCUUACACUCACUCACCUUCUUUUGCUCCUAUUGACACUCUUACCCAUGGGUAGGGAAACUAAGGCCCGGGGGCCGGAUCCGGCCCAAUCGCCUUCUAAAUCUGGCCCGCAGGCGGUCCGGGAAUCAGCGUGUUUUUACAUGAGUAGAAUGUGUCCUUUUAUUUAAAAUGCAUCUCUGGGUUAUUUGUGGGACAUAGAAAUUCGUUUAUUAUUUAUUUUUUCAAAAUAUAGUCCGGUCCCCCACAAGAUCUGAGGGACAGUGGACCGGUCCCCUGCUGAAAAAGGUUGCUGACCCCUGCUCCACAGCAUGUACAGAAACCACUUUCUUGACCGUUGAACCAACCCACUAUUAGUCUCCUCCCUGCAUGCGAUCAGUAUGUAUAGUAAAUUAAGAACCUCACUUUGGGAACACCUGGGGGGCUACUGGCUCUUCUGCCUUAUUGUACAUUUGUGGGUAGUAGGACUUUCCCUCCCACCCCAUCAUAAGAAGAGUCUGCUGGAUCAAUCAUUGGCCUAUCUAGUCCAACAUCCUUUUCUCCCUGGGGCCAACCAGAUGUCUGUGCUCCUGCGAUUCUCAGCAACUGAUAUUCAGAGGAAUGCUCAGGGGCAGACUUUGGUCUUUCACGUUUCAGCAGUGCCCUGUGCGAGGCCAGAAUUCUGUGUGUCAUCUCCCCAACCAGCCCCUUGCCUUCCAUUCUGCUCAAUUCGCUAUGUCCUAGUUGUGACACCCUAGGCUUGGCGCCCGGUGCCCUGCCUAUCGCCGCACUGCCCUAAAUCUGCCUCUGGCACGAUGCCUCUCACACCGGAAGUAGAACACAGCUGCCACAGUAAAUUUGGCAUGGGGAAUCUGAAUUAAUAAUAAUAAUAAUAAUAAUAAUAUAUUUAUACCCCACCCAUCUGGCUGGUUUUCCCCAGCCACUCUGGGCGGCUCCCAACAGAAUAUUAAAAACACAAUAAAACAUCAAACAUUAAAAGCUUCCCUAAACAAGGCUGCCUUCAGAUGUCUUCUAAAAGUCAGAUAGUUGUUUAUUUCCUUGACAACUGGUGGGAGGGCAUUCCACAGGGCAGGCGCCACCACCGAGAAGGCCCUCCGCCUGGGUCCCUUACUUCUCGCAGGGAGGGAACCUCCAGAAGGCCCUCGGAGCUGGACCUCAGUGUGAAAGGUAUAAUGUCAUCACAUUUCAGGAACAAAAACCUAUGAUGAAUGUAAGUGCAAGAGCAGUCUGGCUUCCUGCGGUGUCUAGAAACUUACAUAUUCCAUGCUUUUGGAUACAUGAAUUUGUGCCUUAACACUUCUUUUAAACUGAAGGGUAUUUAAAAAGAAAAGAAAAUAUAGUGCACAAAUAUUUGAAUGUUUAAUUUAUUUGUAUCCUGCUUUUCCUCGAAGAGGUUCAGGUAGAGUAUUUUCUUGGUAGCACCGUCACUUAUCCUCUGCAUUUUAAUUUUCUUCAGAAUUCAAAUAAAGGAAGAGAUCAUCGAUGAGCUUCUGUUUGAAAUAAAAAACUUGGAAGCACAAAAUGACCGAAACAAAGAAAGGGUAUGUAAACAUAUGCUUCUGUUUUGAUUUGGGGGAGUGAGCACAGCUCAGCUUUGCAUGCAAGCGGAAGAUUCUAGGUUCAACUCCAGUUGGUUUAUUCACAUGCGUAGAGAAUUUUAUUUGUAUGCUGCCUCUCCACAAUUCAAACCAUGCCCAAGAUGGCUUACAACAUGAAAAAAAUACACAACUGCAGCAAAAGUAGUAAUAAAAUUUCAAAAGAUUUAAAAAACACAUAACUGAACUGAACAACUUCCGCAUGAGGAGAUUUCACCCCUCCCAUAUCCAAGAAUCCGCUGAUGUUCUCUGCUGAUUCUCCAGAGAGGAGGGGCGGUUUUCUGCUCUCUACUUAUUCCACUCCAGCCUCACAUCAAAGAGAGAGAGAGAGACUGAGUGUUAGAGAGAGAUCGUGUGUUGCUGCUAAGAGCAGCUGCAGACACUCAGUGCAGUUCAGCAAUUUUCAUUUAGACCUCAUUUAGCUCUGUAUAUAGUUGUGUAUUAUAGUUGUAGAUAGAAUAAAAGAAGAUAUUUUACAGAGCUGCUCUCCGAGUCGUUUAUGCUCUGCUAUACUCUGCUGUACUCUGCUGUGCGAUGACUUUCUUCUUGUUGGAGUGAAUCCGGUGCUCACAACUCUAAGCUGUGAGUCCACAGCACUUUGACCUGUUCCUGUGCAGAAGGUGGUCUCUGGAAGUGCUACCCAGCUCGCCUAGCCCAGUCGGGGCUGAAGUGUAUGAGUCCAGUUGGUGGCACUGGCUCAAGGGCGAUGCUGACACCGCAUACAACAAGGUCUAAAAUAAAGAUUCAAAAAACCAACAUCAGCAACUCCCCCAAACAACACCCCAGCCAGAGUGUCUGCUCAGCAGCCUCCGCAUUUGUAGCUGGAGUCAGUCCAGGCCAGUUGGAAGAAGGCCUGCAAAGCAGGGAGCUGGUCUUCCAGGAAUCAUAGGCAAAACAGCAUCUGCAGUUCAAAGGAUCAGGUAGAUUAGGAGAUGGGAAACAGUGCUAUUCCAGGAUUAGGAGGAAGAGGGGCUCUGCCCAUACGGUUUGGGGGGCUUCUUCUCCUCGCUGUUGCCUGUUCACUUGCUUUCUCUCUUUGGAAGAUAUGAAGCUGCCUUAUACCAAAUCACAUCAUUGGUCCAUCUAGCUCAGGCACCCCCAAACUCAGCCCUCCAGAUGUUUUGGGACUACAAUUCCCAUUAUCCCUGAUCACUGGUCCUGUUAGCUAGGGAUGAUGGGAGUUGUAGUCCAAAAACAUCUGGAGGGCUGAGUUUGGGGGUGCCUGAUCUAGCUCAAUACUGUCUAAAGGGAAGGGGGCUGGAGAGGUCUAAGUAGGUGCUGUAUAUUAUUAUUAUUAUGUAGCUCAGGUGUGGGGAAACUUUGGUCCCCCUGAUGUUGCAGAACUACAAUUCCCAUCAUCGCUGGCCAUUAGCCAUGCUUGCUGUGGCUGAUGGGAGACGCAGUUCAGCAACAUAUGGAGAGAAAUAGGUUCCCUAUGCCUGGUGUAGUUACUAGCAAGCUUGGAAGCUACUUGUGAACCAAAAUAGGGGAUAAAAAUUCCUACUCUAAUUUAUUUGGUAAUGAUGUUAGACAGGCGAUGGACUCAGGAAAAUGCAUGUAUAUAAGUAGAUCUGUCGUAUGCAAUAGAAUGAUAGAGAUCCGUCGAUAUAUUUCCACUGGAUUAUUCUGACAAUUGUCACCAUUGCAGGGGGCGGGCGGGGGGGAGGGGUAUGUUGGUUUAUUGUGAAUUGCUUUUUUGGAUAUUCGAUUUUGCAAUUUUUUGCUUCCGUUUGCAAUUUAUACCCCACCUUCCCAUAAUGUAUUCCGAUAUACAGUGGUGCCUUGGUUUAAGAACAGUCCGGUUUAAGAACGCUUUGGUUUACAAACUCCGCAAAACCAGAAAUAGUGUCCCGGUUUGAGAACUUUACCUCAGUCUGAGAACAGAAGUCAAACGGUGGAAGGGCACCGGCGGCCGGAAGCCUCAUUAGGUAAAGCACGCCUCAGUUUAAAAAUGGUUUUGGUUUAAGAAUGGACUUCUGGAACGGAUUAAGUUCGUAAACUGAGGUAGCACUGUAUGUUGCUUUGCUUGCCAACUUGACCAUCCCAAAGAAAAGGCACGAUUAAAGUGAAAGAAGUAACAUUUUGUCAAAAAACUUUCCCCCUCAGAAUCAGCAGCUAAAGAACGAGCAGACUUCGCACAUCCGAGCACUCCUAGCUGCCCUGAAGGAGCAGGAAGAGGCGUUGGCGAAAGUUGAAGUUGUUACCAGAGACGAUGUAGAAAAAGCCAUGAAGGAAAAGUGGCAGUAUGUUAGGGAUCAGGAAAAACUUAUUAAAGGUGAGCUGGCGCUGAAAUCCCUCAGUUGCUAGCUCAAAUCCCAGGUGGAGUGGAGGACGCGAUCUGGGACCCAGAUCAGUUAAACAAGGACCUAUAGAUACAGUUUGGCCAAGAGUAGCCCGAGUGGUGCCUGGGCCCAGCACAAUUUGAGAUCUCUGGUGCCUUAUACAAUGUAGGCUAUAGUGAGUGUUUUCUCAAAAGAGCAUUCCACAGGGCCUUCUCUGUGGUGCCCCCCCAUCCCCAGCUGCCAGUCACCUAACCUCCAAAGUCUUCUAAUGCAGCUUUUAAGGUAUGGGCAGAUUCUUAUGCGAGUCCUGUUAAUUAGAAAGGAGGAGAACAUUUGGACUUCCUCAGGUUUGUAAUAUCUUCAGACAGCUCUGAUCUCUCUGUGUGCUUCUAAGCAAGCACUAUCUGAAAACCCCAAGGGGGGCAGAGAACAAUGCACCAUGGGGGGUGGAGAGAUAGGAUUUGAAUCCAAUUCUGCAACAGUCUUUGCCCAGCCAUGUCUAAGUGUCGUAUCUUUGGGGAGCAAACAUUGGCAAUGCUCGUAGAGCGGCAAAGCACCAAGUUAUGUCUAUUCCUUUCCUCCCUCCUCCCCUUUUAUCAAACGCCAUGCUGAGACUCCAUCGCUCCACACACAUCAAAUUGUUAGAACUUGGCAUGAAAGCAAGCAAGGAGCUCAAGAGCUGGUGCUGUCUGAUAAAUAUUAAUGAUCUGAAACGGGGAAUACAGGAAAAUGAAAAAAAAAAUAUCCCAGGUGGAGAUGAUCAUUUCUCAUUAGCAGUUUGGGAAAGCAAAGGCUAUCACUCCUAACACAGCCUUUUUUUCUUCCAACCAGACAUGCGGUGCCAGAUACAUUACCUCGAACAAAAACUCGUGCAAAAGCAAGCCGAAGUGGAUUACUGGCAGGCGUACAAAAACGUCGGGAGCGCCGAACACGCCAAGCAGAUCGAGUGCCUGGAACAGGACAUCCAGAAGCUGAAGGAAGACCUUGAGGAAAUGACUGGUGAGUUGCCCUGGGCUUGUACCAGAGACUGAAGACCAGAGAUGUCGGCCCAGACGCCAAGAACUAGAAAUAAUUAUCAUUUCCAGCGUGUGCUGGAAUCUCUUCUAAAACGUAUUCCCCCGUUUUCUGCUUUACCUUUCUCUUUUCUGAUGGCUGGGGUUGUGUUCUUGUUUUCACCCCUAAAGAGUUUUUUAGGAUUUCCCUGGAAGAGACGAAGGAAAGAACCGACAGAUACAUGCUGAAGCAAAUGGAGCUGAAGAAAGAAUGGGCGCUUGAGGUACUGAUACGGCUUUGCAGUUCUAGUCUUUUAAUCAUUAUGGGCAUGAUCUGAGCACUUUCUUUUUUCUUUCUUUUUAAAAAAUAUUUUUAUUAAGCAAUUUCAACAUAACAAAUUAUCAAACCAUAUAAUCACAUACAUUAUUUCCCCCCUUUUUCCUGUUGUUGUUGUUGUUGUUGUUUAGUCAUGUCCGACUCUUCGUGACCCCUGGACCAGAGCACACCAGGCACUCUUGUCUUCCACUGCCUCCCGCAGUUUGGUCAAACUCAUGCUGGUAGCCUCAAGAACACUGUCCAACCAUUUCGUCCUCCGUCGUCCCCUUCUCCUUGUGCCUCCAUCUUUCCCAACAUCAGGGUCUUUUCCAGGGAGUCUUCUCUUCUCAUGAGGUGGCCAAAGCAUUGGAGCCUCAGCUUCAGGAUCUGUCCUUCCAGUGAGCACUCAGGGCUGAUUUCCUUCAGAAUGGAUAGGUUUGAUCUUCUUGCAGUCCACGGGACUCUCAAGAGUCUCCUCCAGCACCAUAAUUCAAAAGCAUCAAUUCUUUGGUGGUCAGCCUUCUUUAUGGUCCAGCUCUCACCUUUUUUCCUACCCCCCCUUAAUCCCUCCCUCCCUCCAAGGACUUCCCUCAGCUCCUCUCUCUGAUUUCUCUACACAUAUUAGUCUCUGCAUGUUAUAAAGUUAUACAUAUCCUCAUCUUAUCUAUCUAUCAUGUUACCAACCAAUAAAUUUGUGUAUGUUUAUUCAAAACCUGCCAGGGAGUCCAAUUCAUUUUGCUGACUUUUCAGAUAAUUUGUAAAAGGCUCCCAUUCUUCCUUAAAGUCACAGUUGUCCUUGUCCCGCAGUUUAGCCAACUCUGCAUAACUCAUCAGUUUUUCUUGCCACUGUUCUUUUGUUGGGAUUUCUUCAUUCUUCCAUCCUUGUGCUAUCAAGAUUCCUGCUGUUGUAGCAGUUGCUUUUCUUGGCAGGUCUUGUCCUACAAUCCCUAACAAAAAUGCUUCUGGUUUUUUUACAAAUGUCAUUUUAAACAUUUUUUUUCAAUUCAUUGUAUAUCAUUUCCCAAUUUUUUAAACUUCUCUACAUUCCCACCACAUAUGGUAAAAACUCCCUUCUUUUUCUUUACAUUUCCAACAUACGUUUGACCCGGUUUUAUACAUUAUUGCUAUCUGUACUGGUGUAAUAUACAAUCUAUACAUCAUUUUUAUACAAUUUUCUUUCAAAAGAGAACAAUCUGUAAAUUUCAAAUUUACCUUCCACAUGAUCUGAGCACUUUCAAGUUCAUUUGACUUCUGCAGGAGGGAUUUACAGCGCAAUCCUGUUCUUGCUUAUAAUAAUAAUAAUUUUAUUAUUUAUACCCCACCCAUUGAGUCUCGCUGUAUGCUGUGGGGCUUAUUCCCAGGUAUGGGGGAACAGGACUGCAGCACUAAUCACGUACUUAACUUCCAAUUUAAGUCAAUGAGGUCCAAGAGUGUUUAGUUCUGGCUGGGUUUUAUACUCAUAAAGUAGGGUUGCCAUAUUUUAAAGAGCAAAAAAGAGGACGCUAUGACGGCUGCCCCUGCUAUAUGUAGGCUAUAGAAACUGUGAUAUAUUGCUAUGGGGGGUCGGGAGAAGAGAAGAGGAAAGCAAGUCUUCAACCACCAGUUAUGUCUCCUCCAGAAAUUAUAGCCAGAAACAUUGUGGCAAAUUUUUAAAAAUACACCCGGACAGAAAUUUUACCCCUGAAAAAGAGGACGUGUCCUGGAAAAAGAGGACAUAUGGCAACCUCACAAGCUUAUUUGUGACAUUCCUUAGAAAGUAAAACAGAAAUGCCUCUCUCAUUUAUUCCUUUUAAAUGAACUUGCUUCUGUAUCCUGCCUUCCAGCUGCUCCACAACUUAUUAAAAACACACACAUUACAACAGCAGCGAUUGAAAUAAGAGUUAAAAUGUGAGCAAGAAAGGUAACCCAGGUUAGAUUGGGAGUGAAAGAAGAAGACGUAUACUGUGCCUUCAAAACCUGUACUGUACUUGGCAAAAUAAAAGCUUUUUCCUGCUUUCUGAAGGUAAAUAGAGGCCUUCACAUUCUUGUCUUCUCCUCAGAUUAGUCUGCAUGCUCUCUAGAGGCCUUUCUCAGCCUCUUGUUAAGAUGCGAUUGGUUGGCCAUUGGGGCAGGGCCUCCUUUGUGGUGGCUUCCACCUUCUGGAAUCCAUCAACCACCAAGAUCCCCCUUAAGCCUUCCUGUCAAAUAAAAGCCUGUUGUAUCUUGGGACUGAACCUUCUCUUAUCUCUUUCCUCAACGCUACGAGAAUCUGUUACCAAACUGAGAGUUAGCUCAUUCGUUUGGUGUUCCACAGGCAGCGUAAAAUUGUUUUUAUUAGCCUGGCAUUCAGAAUAGCGCAGAUCGCAUCCAUAUUUUAUUCUGGGAUGCGUGUGUCUUUAUGAUUUAUUACUAUUAACGUUUUACGUGACACGUCACUUCAAUAAGCAGCUGCGAAGCUCUUUUGAAAAAUGGGAAAGCGAAAAAGAAAUGUAAAAUUAUAUAGAGAGAAGGAAGUUUUGUGUUUUUAUUGUUCAAAGUUUUGGAUGUUCCUCUGUGGGUAUCCUGUCUAGACUAUCACUUCCUUCAAUGCAAAGGUUCCAGCUUCAGCUGCGAUUUCAUGCUUUCUUUCCUCAGAAUGCUGUCAAGCAUAUUGACAAGACCAGCUGCCGGGAGAUUAAAGAAUACGAGUGGUUAAAGGAGGAGGUAAGCAUAUCUGGAAGUGUAAUCUGGAUUUCCAAGGAGAGGCACUGCCAAUCAGUGUAGACAGUAUUGAACUAGAUGGACCAAUUGUCUCCCACUGCUUCCUAGACAGGGAAUGGUGGUGGAUGGUCAGAGGUGGAACAUACAGUUUAACUCCCCGACAUCCACAAUUCAAAGGAUAUUGGGUGGAUAAUAAUAAUAAUAAUAAUAAUAAUAAUAAUAAUAAUAUAAAAAUAAAUUAAAUUUGUAUACCGACAUUCAUCCAUAGACCUCAGGGCAGUUCACAGCAUAGAAUUAUAAUAUUAAACCACAAAAUACAUAGUGAAAAAAGAGAGUAACCAAAAAACCAUAAUGCCCACACGUCACAUUUAAAAUGGCAUCGGAUGUCAGUCAGCCAAAGGCCGGGUUGAAAAGGAACAUUUUUGCCUAGUGCCCAAAGGUCUACAAUGAAGGCGCCAGCCAAACUUCCCUGGGGAGAGAAUUCUACAAAUGGGGAGCCACUGCAGAAAAGGCCCUGUUCUUAUGUUGCCACCCUCUGGACCUCAUGUGAAGGAGGCACACGAAGAAGGGCCUCAGAUGAUGAAUGCAGAGCUGUUUUAGGGCUUUAUAGGUCAAAGCCAGCACUUUGAAUUGGACCCGGAAACUCAUUGGCAGCCAAUGCAGUCGGGCCAGGAUCGGUGUACAGUGGUACAUCGGGUUACAGACUCUGCUAUCCCAGAAAUAGUACCUCUGGUUAAGAACUUUGCUUCAAGGUGAGAACAGAAAUUGUGCUCCGGCGGCAGCGGGAGGCCCCAUUAGCUAAAGUGGUGCUUCAGGUUAAGAACAGUUUCAGGUUAAGAACGGGCCUCCAGAACGAAUUAAGUUCUUAACCCACGGUACCAUUGUAAUAUGCUCAAACUCUUUUGCCCCUGACCACCAAAUUCUGCACCAGCUGAAGCUUCUGAACCGUCUUCAGAGGCAGCCCCACAUAGAACGCAUUGCAGUAAUCCAACCUAGAGGUUACCAGAUCAUAGACAACAGAAGUUAGGCUGUCCCUGUCCAGGUAGGGACACAGCUGGGCCACCUGCAGAAACGAGCUGCUUCCAGUUUGAAUGCCUAGCAUAGGGCUGUCUCGGUGGGCCAACGGUCUGGUUUGGCAGAAGGCAAAGGACUUCAACUCAGGGUUUCAUAUCUCGUGGCAGGUGGCAGGGUACAAAAAGGAAGUGAGCGAUUUGGAAGCUUCGGUCCACGAACUGGAGAAGGAGAACAUCUACCUCAUCAACAAACUCUUUGAGCGUAGGAUGCAGUUCCUUAAAGUUCCCAGGUAAAGGUGUUCUCCUAGCAUUGCACAAACACUGAUGAAGCACAGGAGCUAAAGAGUUGACUUGACUCUUUGGCCCUUGAGCAAACUACAGUAUGCCAAACAGAAAUAAAUAAAUAAAUAAAUAAAUAAAUAAAUAACCUGAUGUUUUAUUAUUUACUAAAACACAUACAGUGGUACCUUGGUUCUCAGACUUAAUCCAUUCUGGAAGUCUGUUCGAAAACCAAAGCGUCCCAAAACCAAGACGCGCUUUCCCAUAGAAAGUAACGCAAAAUGGAGUAAUCUGUUCCAGACUUUUAAAAACAAACCCUAAAACAGCAAUUUAACAUGAAUUUUACUAUCUAAUGAGACCAUUGAUCCAUAAAAUGAAAGCAAUAAUCAAUGUACUGUAAAAUAAAUAAGACAGUAUUGUAGAUGAUAAAAAUUAAAAUUCAUCCUUUUUCUUACCUGCACUGAAGAUGGUCAUUGCUUGGAUGGGGGGCUUUUAUCCAUUUCCGCAGUCACACAAUCAAUCAAUCAAUCAAUCAGUAGCUGAGCUGGAUUCCACACACUCACAAAAACAAAUUAACUGAAAAAGCCUCAAAAACGCAAAAUAAAUAGCAAAAACAAAAGCGCCAAACUUAAUCCAUUCCAGGAGUCCAUUUGAUUUCUGAAAUGUUCGAAAACCAAGGAGCAGCUUCUGAUUGGUGCAGGUGCCCCGGAAACAAUAGCCGACAGCCGCAUUGGACGACCGGCUUCUGAAAAACGUUCGAAAACUGGAACACUCAGUCCAGGUUUUCGGCAUUUGAGAACCAAGGUGUUUGAGAACCAAGGUACCACUUACCAAUGUAAGCUGCCAGUGCUUAUCUGACAGGCACCAUCUCUAUUGUCUUUUCGGCACCUGUUGGAGACAUUCAAGCCGAUUUGUUUUUCAAUUGGCGUUAUUAUUGCUCUUUUGCUGCAAAAUCGCAUCGAGACAUUUAAUAGGAAGCAAUUGACAAAUCGAAUAAAUAAACAAAUGUGCAAGCAAACAGCUAAAUAUAAAGCUGUAAACCACUUGAUAAUUACGAAGGAAAAUAUCCUUCAGAGGAGCAGCAUUGGCAUGGAAAGGACAGAAUUAACAAGCUGCAGCAUUAAUUAAUUUCGCAUUAAUUUUGAAUAAACGAGUCGUCUCCCCUAAUCAGUAAUUUGGACGAGUAGCUAUCAUUGCCACGCUGACUGGAGUCUCUGCAAAUUGCUCUUGGCAAUGGAAUAAAAGCCCUGCCCGCUUUCAUUGCUGGCUAACCAUCCCAAUUGUGAAACAAAAGGCAUUUUAAAUGGUAACUCAAUGAAGGCAAGGGGGCAGGAUUCCCACUCACCCACCCAAUCCUGCGUAGUUGGGCUGUGCAAGUCACUUCCUUAUGGGGAACUGGCAUGCUCAGCCAACGCAACAUGAUUUAAAUGGUGCAUGGGCCACACUGAGCAGGCCUUUUAACCUUCCCACUCAUCAGCUGAUCAAUCAGGAAGAGUUUUGUAGUGAAGCUCAUCCUAAAACGCAGGAGAAAACACUUCAUUUGUGCAAGCCCCUUAACAAUCGCAAAGGGUUUUGCACUGAACCUCGCUGCUAAAACUCAGGUUUCCCCCCCUUCUGCUUCAGCAAGGUGCUUUGAAGUCCCGACUUAGGGACUUCAAAGUGGCCAAAUCGUGUGGUGUCAUCGUGACAUCAGGUGGGUGACUCCACCCACCUGCCAAAUUUGGUCCACAUUGCCAAUCCUGAUGAAGAUUUGAGCCGGGGAGCCAAAAAGGCACCCAAUCCUUGCCUUCAAAGGUGAAAGGCUGUUGUUCAGUAGCAGAACAUAUGCUUUCGUGCAAAAGGUCCCAUGUUCAACCCUGGGUGUGGCCUUAUUGUAGUUUUGUACACUGCCUUCGUGUAUUUCUAUGAAAGCUCGGUUUAUAAGUAUUUAAAGAAAAAUAUGAAUGUUAACAAGAGCUCAGGGCAUGCAAGAGAAUAAUUCCAGUGGCAACAACGUGAGUAUGCACUUUAAAGAUGUGCUACCAUUCUAUGUUACAAGGGAAGACAGAAUUUCAAACCUUUUGAUGUUGCUUCUUCUCCUUUUAAUUUUCCAGAAAGUUAUUUCUUACCCAGGGAGCUGGCCUGCAGAUGCUUGGAGACCAGGAAUAUCUUGGCCUUUCUGGUAAUCCCCUUUCUAUUGAGUUGAUUGUAAUAGUGAUGCAGACGUUACAGCCUUGCCUCCCUAAGAAAUGGCCCUCACAGCCCCCGUGAUAGUUUAUCGGUGAGAAAUAUCCCACUGUAGACAUCCUGGAAGCUGGUGUAACUGGAAAGCUGGAAAGUUGGGACUUAAGAACCAACUCUGCCAUGCUCUGCCUCACUUGUGAAGGGAACUCAAGCAUUACUGUAUGGUUAAGUGCUUUUGCCCCAAGCAAGGGUCAAACAAGUGUGGAAUAAAACUUCAUAGUGUGCAAAUCCCUACCUGGAUGAGGAAAACAAACACACAAAAACACACAAACACAAAGUUAUGUCCUCUGUGUGUGUAUUCCCUUUCUUCAUUCCACUUGCUGUAGGACUGAAGCUGUCCUAAAAAUGCAAUAAUCUUGCCAGCAAGCUUCUCAUGGGUGGGAGUGAAAUGGGUGUUAUGUUCAGUUUUCACCCCCAUCCCUGAUAAAACAGCUGAUCGCUGCACAGUUAGGCCAAGCGCAGUAGACUGGGCCAGGCAGGCUGUACUAUUUUCAUUUGGCUGUCAGAAAGAACACAGGUAAAUACAUCAGCUCAGUAGGUUAGAGCAUGUUGCUGAUAAUGCCAAGGUUCAGUCCCUGUGUGGGAUAGAUCCUGUACUACAGGGGGUUGGCCUAUAUGUUCCUCGGGGUCCCUUCCAACGCUACAGUCCUAUUAUUCCAUCCUAAUGAAUACCAGGCCAUGAACAGCGUUGCUAGUUGUGGAUUGGCAAUAUCUGGUUUUUUUAAAAAAUGCCUCAUCAGUCCGGAUGGAGGACAUAGGGGGAGAAAUUAGACUACUGUACAAAGGUGUCCAGCUUUGUAUCCGGCCCUGCCAGCCCUGGCAUAUGGCCCUCAGAAGUUUCCCCAGGAAACAAUGUGGCCCUUGGACUGAAAGAGCUUCCCCACCCACCAUUGCAUAGCAGAAUAAAUUUCAAAGCCCAGCAAGCAGUAAUAGAUAGAAUUGCCUCCCCUCCGCCACCACCAUUGUUGCAGCAAAGUUUUAUUAACAGGAGUAUUGUAGAAAGUGUUUUCCCUCCCCUCGCCUCUGCAGAAGUGGAAGCUGAAAGCACAUCAUUAAUAUCGGAAAUGGUUCUCAACGUGGAUCACAAAGACAGACAGGAGGCAGCAGAAAAUCUGCUAGAUGACAGUUUUGAAGUGAUUCAAAUGCAAACAGAUUCUCUUGGUCAAAUUCUCCCCCCUAUCCUGUACGAAGACUCAAAUGAUUUCAAGGCAAGUAUCUACUUUCCUCUUCUCUGCGUUAGGAUUUUAGGUAGAAAGGGUUAGGUAAUAAUGUGCCCAAAAGGUUUGUGCUGACCUGGGCAAUUAAAACUGGGUUUGUUUGUUUUUAUACACACACACACACACACACACACACACACACACAGUCCGUUUGAGCCUGAUCAUGCCCUCAGCAACAUAGCUCCUAAAAACGGUCAGGAGUUGACCAGGAUAUUAUUUCCUCCCCUUGUGCAUGAUCAACAAAGUCUACCCGGAACGCAGAGAUCUCACCCUGCACUCUCACUUAAGACAUUUUGCAGGGUUGAGGCAGCCACUCUUGAAAUUUUGGCACCCCAGGAAAUUGACUAGAUGGCCCUUUGUGCCUGGGUGCUCGUUAGCUGCUGCUCAUGCAGCAGCAACCUAGAUUUCCCAGCAUUUAAUUAUCGUAUCUAUAACUUUGCCUUGCCUCCAAGAAGCCCAAGACAGCAUAUAUAGCUCUUCCCAUCAUUUUAUUCACAAGCCACCCUGAGGGGUUGGGUCAAGUGGCCCAAGCUUACCCAAGUGAGCAAGGAUUUGAACAGGAGCUGUUUAGUACUCCUCCAGCAGCAGCCACUACCAGCGUGGCGAUUGUGGAUUGUUGUUAUUUCUAUCAGAGAUUUGCUUAUUCGGUUAUGCCAUGGUCAUUUUAAGAUGCAAGAGAGGGCGGAAUGUUUUCUACUGGGUAACAUGCUAAUCUGUGUCCAUCUGAACUCCAGGAGUACAAGGAUCUGGGGCCCCUGGCAGUGAAAUUGAUGACUACGGUGGGCCAGACUAUGCCAGUUCACGAGGAUGCCAGGGAAAUGCCAAGCAGAACAAAGCUUGAAGAAAAAUAUGACGCCAGCCGGCCUCAGCAGCGCAUCACCUACCAGAUGAUCAAAUCCGUAUUUCAUUGAGAGCGAGGAAGGUAGAGGCUACUGCUUUUCUUUUCAAAAAUAGGCUUCCGGUUGUUGGAACUCCCCCACCCUUCGUAUGACACUUAAAUGUUGACUUGCAUAGCAAAGAUGUUAAUAUUGGGUACAUUUACAAGGGUAUGUAGAUUGCGUAUAUUGUAUUCCCAUUCCUCCUAUGCACCAAAUACAGGAUCUGAAUUACUAUUGCAA
Messenger RNA from Podarcis lilfordi (Lilford's wall lizard), 18807 nucleotides. The record is from the annotation of a GenBank genome assembly. NCBI's taxonomy places the organism in Eukaryota, Metazoa, Chordata, Lepidosauria, Squamata, Lacertidae.